UAGCAGACGACAGCCAAUCACGUGACUGCUCACGUGACUUGUGGUCACAUGACAAAACCAGCGGGAGGCACGUCGUACAGCGGUCUGAUAGGCUACGUACAUGUACAUAUCGACACUGGACUUCACUUCACGAACGACGGCAGGCAAGGACGGACGUGUCACAAAAGGGCUCUUAAACAUAUCAGAGAAUAAGGUAGGAUCUUCUCCCGGGUUAUAUAUGUGUAUGAAUGUUAGUGUUUCGGCCCCUCCACAAUAUUGGCGACGAGGAUAAAAGUAUUUUUAAUUCAUUUUCGGCAAAAUAUUUUCUGUACUUCGCCAUAGCCGGCGCUGAUAGCAGAAUCUGCGCUGGCUGUGGCCGAAUAUCAAAAAGCCGCCGCCAUCUUGAAAUUUUUUAGGUUUUUGAUUAAUUUCAGCUGUUUGACUCUGUUUCGUCCAAAAUAUUAAAUUACACAACAAGUAACAUAUUAUUUCAGUUUGAGAUUUUAUUUUUUGGUGGAAAAAGUUUGAUAUUUAGUUCCGUAAAUUUACUUUAUUUUUUUGCCGAUCGGCACUGCCGUUCUAGCCCUGAAGGAAUUCAGCGGCCAGCUUGACAGGAGCCAAUCGGAUUAUUUUUGGGACAAACAAUAUUCGUGUACUAUUUAGGAGAAUAUGGACAGUGAAGCCUUACUGCCGCCGGGGGUGGAGGACGAAAUAGAGGUAGAAAUUGGUUCGGCCUCGGAGGUUGGUUCCCUAAGGGCUCCCUCUGAAGCCGAAUCAACAGAAAUUAAUGUAGAAGAGACAGGCGGAUCGGCUCCAGUGGAGGCCCCCUGUGAGCCUGCCUCUGAGGCCGACCCGCCAAAAUUGCAAAUGGCGCCGCAGGCUUCGGGGACACUUUCCGAGCAUCUGCCCCUCGCAUCGCCAGGAGCAGAUACUCAGAAGAGGAAGCUCUCCGAGGCCGAGCGCGCCCAAAAAAGAUACAAACUAAAUAAACGCAGGAAAGAACGUGGGAAGCGCGCCAAACAGGCAAAGAAACUCGCCCAAGGGCCGCUUUCCGGAACUGCUGCUGGACCCUCAACCAGUGGAGGCCUUACAGUUGGGGUUGGUCGUGGCCGUGGGCAGAUGCCCACUUGGCUUAGACCACCCCAGCCUGUGGAGAGUUCCCCCACUGGGAGAGGGAGGGGAAUAACCCCACAAAUGCUGGAACAUGUUUUGGGGGAACGCCCUCGGCCACCACUGCAAGCCUUUGAUUCCCAUUAUCAUCCGGACCGUAUUGACCUCAAACGAGCAAAAACACAACUUCAGGGAGAGCCCUGUCACCCAGUCAAGGUAGUCGGGGGAAUAUGGAAUUUUUGCGACCCCGUGAGAUAUUCCGCCCCCGGCUUCCUCGACAGGGUAUUCAGGGAACUUCCUGAAGGCUACGCAGUGGCUGUGGGCAUUCAUCCAAAACAGGCCUCUGGCCUGUCGCGCUAUCAUUUCGAGGCCCUGCGAUUGGCUCUGGCUGACCCGCGAGUCAGGGGCAUUUCGGAGGUGGGCCUGGAUUGGAGCACUGACGACUCCGAGUGGGGGGCACAGGAGCAGCUCUUUGAGCGGCUCCUGGGGCUCUCCACCGGAAGAGUCCUCGUCCUCCAUCUCCGGGGGGCCAAUGGCUCGCGGGCCGGAAAUGAGCCAAUCCCGCGCUCAAUCCACAAGUUGGCACGCGACGCCAUCCGUCGACGAUGCCCGGCCACACAGAGAAUCCAUCUACACUGUUUCAUGGGCUCGCCGGACAUCGUCGAUGAAUGGACGUCGACGUUUACAUAUGCUUAUUUCGGGGUAACAGGCAGCGCAUCUUACUACUGUGGAGCCGGUGCCAGUCUCAAGAAGCUUGGCAUCCGCUCCAUCCCACAAAACCGUCUCCUCCUCGAGACAGACGCCCCCUACUUGCCCGUCCGCCCUCGCCAGGGUUGGCAAACGGAAUCAUUUAUAGGCGAUGUCGGGCAAGUGGUGGCGUCCAUUCGAGGAGUUUCCCUCAGUCAAGUACUCGAGGAGACAACAAUCAACGCCAGAGAGUUGUAUUGCCUUAAAUAAACAGGCAAUGCUACUCUCUGGCACCUGUCUCCGCCUGCCAUUUUAUUUUUUUUGUGAUAAAUGAUUUAUGAUCAAUGAUUGAAUUUUGUUCUAAUGAAAUAAUUGAUGCCUAUAAUUGGCUACACUUAUCAAAUAUUGUAUUGUGUAAAAUAGUUAUGUAUAUAUGUUAUGCCUAUGAAAUAAUU
Molecule: messenger RNA, 2231 nt
Organism: Lytechinus variegatus (green sea urchin)
Lineage: Eukaryota; Metazoa; Echinodermata; Echinoidea; Temnopleuroida; Toxopneustidae
Exons: 2
Coding region: 649-2046 (465 amino acids)
Molecular function (GO): hydrolase activity, acting on ester bonds
Source: RefSeq, a predicted model, not a curated record